GUCUAUAACUCGGAGCCGUUGGGUCGGUUCCUGCUAUUCCGGCGCCUCCACUCCGUCCCCCGCGGGUCUCCUGUGUGUGCAAUGGACGGCAUCGUCCCAGACAUAGCAGUUGGUACAAAGGUAGGCACUUCUGGACGUGGUUCCCUCUUUUCCUCUUUCCUGUUUCUUGGACCCUGAUCUCACGCUGACCCUGCUGCAGGGCUCGUGUCCCCCGGCAGUGUGGAGGGCAGCGGGCAGAGGGUGUGCAGGCUGGUCCCUGCCAGCACCAGGUCUGGCCAAGCUGGUCUGGUGGCUUCUCGCAUUCAAGGUGUUGCUGGACUUUUUUCGUGCCCCUUUUCCCCACACCAAAAUUCAGAGCUAUGGGGUCCUGCUAUGGUAACACAGUUCCCAGUUUGGGGGGGGGUGUUGCAUGAUGGGGUGACAGGGCUUCUGUAGUUGGUAGUCUGUUGAAAAAGUUGCAAUCUGUUUGCACCCCGAGCAGCUUCUAGGGUGGGUGGUGGGAUCAGAGGACUCCUGGGGCCCUAGGGUAGUUAGAGGUUGCUUUAAUGACGUCCUCGGUUCAGGUAAUUUUUGCUCUGAAAAACUCUGUAUGACUCUUCUCGAGGUAACGGAAAAUGGAGACCAGUCUGUGUGUAGACGCGCAGCACCUGGACGUUUGAACAUACAAGUGGUGCGGAGCUGGCUGGGCGCUCUGUCCCCACAGCAGGGCCUGUGAGCACCCCAGAGGAACAGGUCCUCUGGGGCUGUGUCCUGGCUGGAGUGUCCUCUUCAGGACCAGAUUCUGGGUCUCCUACAGAUGGCUCCCAUGUCCCCAGCAGGCAGCCAGCUGGUUUCUGGUCGGCCAGCCAUGAGGCCUGGGCCUGGUUUCAGUUUUCCCAAACGGACUCUUGUCUUCACACGCUGCCUGUCCCGAUCUUCCUGCAGAUAAAACCUGUUUGUUUGGUGGCGGGAGGGGGAGAGAGACUUUGAUGUGAAGCGUUUGUAACAGUCACAAUUCUCCUGCUUCUGUGGGAGCCAUUUUCAGCUGGAGAAGCUCUUCCAAGGGAUGUUCUCCUAUUGUGUUCCCAGGGGACAUAUGCUUCCAGAGUCAGGCCUAGGAUAGAAAUAGGAUAGAAGCCGUGAGGCUCUACCCCAGUGGAGAGCUCAGGCCUCUGUGCCCCAAGUCAGUGCUGGUUUCAAGCAGUGUUAACAGUGGCACUUUGCUGUUGAUAAGGUUUUACAGUAGCAAGCACGCUUAGGGGCCCUUUGCUGUUGAUACUGAGUUGAUUCCUGGGCAGUUAUGGACAGUGGCUCCACCAGUACUAGUGGCGAAGAGCCGUCACCCCAGUCCACCAUGGCAUGCACCCGCCCUGCCGGGGAGUUGGGGGCAGUGUGUUCUUCAGAGUAUCUAGCUAAGGGGACAUUGCCUGAUGAAUCACAGGUCACUGCCUGCACCUGGAUGCCCCUGUGCUGGGGGGAGGGGGCUGUGUCCAGGAGGGAGGUUUGGGGGAGGUGGGGGUGACCAAGUGGGCAGGAUUUAUUCUGUAGAUGUUGGCACUCCAGACUUUGCCAGGAGAGCAUAGUCAGAGCCAGGACUCACCCCUCCCCAGGGAAUUUUGGCCCCACCUGUCAAAGAUAGGAGCCAAGAUGCUCUAUUAAAGGUCAUGUAGCAAGCAUAUGGGAGCUCUGUGGUGGGUCUCUGUCCAGCUCAAGCCAGGAAACUGUUGUGUGCCUGAGGGGAGGGGUGGGUUAGGGCUCCAAGUUCUGAGAUGGGAGGACACAUUCCUACCACUUGGACUUGGAUGGGGGUACUCUUGCCUGCCCUUGGUGGCAGCAGUGGCUCAGGUGCACUCUGGGUGACUCUGUUCAGGGCUGAGACUGGUCUGGCUGCCCUGAGCCUUGAAGUGCCCAGGUGAGUUCAAGUUGAGACAGGUCAUGUCAGCUUGUUCUGGUUGGUGAUUUUUAAUGUUUUACUUUGUUAAUAUCACACCCCAGUUCAUGAGCAGCCUGCAUUGCUAUCCUUUUUUGGACUCAGAUAGGGCCUGAGUUGCCUAGCUUUGAGCCUUUGCAACUUCCCUCAGUGGGCCUUGGGCCCUGAGGGCGGCAUCGUGUGGAGGCCUUUGCAUGAUUGUCCAACCUGGGGUCUGGGCUCAGAAUCACGGCCAUAGUAGGAGCCUCACCAUGCCUGUUUUUUGUCCUGAGGGGCAGAUCGGCAUCUCUUUGGUUUACUGCACCCUCUUUGGAGGGGACAGGCUUGGGGGUGAGGUUUCUGAGGAGUUCUAGGGCAUCUUGGCCCUGGACCAAGGGAAGGUAGGGUGACCACCUGGACAAGUAAGUGGCAACUACUUUGGCAGUUUGGGGGAGGGGCAGAGUUAAGGUGUCCUUGUUGAAGGGGCGAGGCCCAGGCCUGCUGGUCUUUCCUGUUCCCACAAGUGGGGCCUCAGGGGGAGGGCGCCAGGGGCCUUGAAAUCCUCCAGAGGCUGUUUGGGGAGGGGCUCAGUUCCUGAUGGGGAGCCCCUGUACCACGGGAGGAGUUGGUCCUUAAGUCUGUGGUCGGGUUCUGCCCUCCCAGGGUCCACAUGAUGUGGUUCUGGGGAGCUGGCUUACCGGAUGGAGACCAGUGAGUGAGCCUCUUGUUUUUGGAGGCUAGUGGACAGAUGCAGGGAGCCCACCUGCAGGGGCACUUCCUCACCUGGGAGUCACCCAGGUGCCUGCCACUGGGAGAGCUAGUGUUUCCAGCUCGGGUUUCCUCAGACCGGAAAAUAGGACAGGCUCUUGCAGCUGAGCAGUGGCUGCAGCAUGACAAGGGGGCUUUGUCCUUGUGGGCUUGUCACUAUCUUGCUAUGGGUAGGGCUCAGCCCGUGGCCUGGGCCUGCUAUGGGGUGGCCAAUCCAAGCCCUGUGCAGACUGGGGGUGGGGGCACAGAAGGUUGAGAGGCCUGUGACAUGCAGUGCCCCACUGGGGCCUCUCAGGUGGGGUGAGGAGCUGUGUCUUGAGGUGAAGGACCAGAGGCCCUUGGGGGUGGGGAGGAGGGAGGGUCAGGGUGUGCUGGGGCGGGGGGUGGGCUGUGGCAAGGACACUCCAUUCCAGCCAGGUCAUCUCUUACAGCGGGGAUCUGACGAGCUCUUCUCUGCCUGUGUCACUAACGGACCCUUUAUCAUGAGCAGCAACUCGGCCUCCACAGCAAAUGGAAAUGACAGCAAGAAAUUCAAGGGGGACAACAGAAGUGCAGGGGUGCCGUCCAGAGUGAUCCACAUCCGGAAGCUCCCCAGCGAUGUCACUGAGGGGGAGGUCAUAUCCCUGGGACUGCCUUUCGGCAAGGUCACCAAUCUCCUGAUGCUGAAAGGGAAAAACCAGGCCUUCAUCGAGAUGAACACUGAGGAGGCCGCCAACACCAUGGUGAACUACUACACGUCAGUGACCCCUGUGCUACGCGGCCAGCCCAUCUACAUCCAGUUUUCCAACCAUAAGGAGCUCAAGACAGACAGCUCUCCCAAUCAGGCGCGGGCCCAGGCAGCCCUGCAGGCAGUGAACUCAGUCCAGUCAGGAAAUCUGGCCCUGGCUGCCUCGGCUGCAGCAGUAGAUGCAGGAAUGGCAAUGGCCGGCCAGAGCCCGGUGCUCAGGAUCAUUGUAGAGAACCUCUUCUACCCGGUGACCCUGGACGUGCUGCACCAGAUUUUCUCCAAGUUUGGCACCGUCCUGAAAAUCAUCACCUUCACCAAGAACAACCAGUUCCAGGCACUGCUGCAGUACGCCGACCCUGUGAGCGCCCAGCACGCCAAGCUGUCACUGGACGGGCAAAAUAUCUACAAUGCCUGCUGCACCCUGCGCAUCGAUUUCUCCAAGCUCACCAGCCUCAAUGUCAAGUACAACAACGACAAGAGCCGUGACUACACUCGCCCUGACCUGCCUUCUGGUGACAACCAGCCCUCACUGGACCAAACCAUGGCCGCUGCCUUCGGUGCACCUGGUAUAAUGUCAGCCUCCCCGUAUGCAGGAGCUGGUUUCCCUCCCACCUUUGCAAUUCCUCAAGCCGCAGGCCUCUCUGUCCCUAACGUGCAUGGGGCCCUGGCUCCUCUGGCUAUCCCGUCAGCAGCGGCAGCGGCGGCAGCAGCAGGCCGGAUCGCCAUUCCAGGUCUGGCAGGGGCAGGAAAUUCCGUCCUGCUGGUCAGCAACCUCAAUCCCGAGAGAGUCACACCCCAAAGCCUCUUUAUUCUUUUCGGCGUAUAUGGUGAUGUGCAGCGGGUGAAGAUCCUGUUCAACAAGAAGGAGAAUGCCCUGGUGCAGAUGGCAGACGGGAGCCAGGCUCAGCUGGCCAUGAGCCACCUCAAUGGGCACAAGCUGCAUGGAAAGCCCGUGCGCAUCACGCUCUCCAAGCACCAGAACGUGCAGCUGCCUCGUGAGGGCCAGGAGGACCAGGGCCUCACGAAGGACUAUGGCAACUCGCCCUUGCACCGUUUCAAGAAGCCGGGCUCCAAGAACUUCCAGAACAUCUUCCCACCCUCGGCCACCUUGCACCUCUCCAAUAUCCCGCCCUCCAUCUCUGAGGAAGAUCUCAAGAUUCUCUUCUCCAGCAACGGUGGUAUCGUCAAAGGGUUCAAGUUCUUCCAGAAGGACCGCAAGAUGGCACUGAUCCAGAUGGGCUCUGUGGAGGAAGCCAUCCAGGCGCUUAUUGACCUGCACAACCACGACCUGGGUGAGAACCACCACCUGCGCGUGUCUUUCUCCAAGUCCACCAUCUAGGCCGCUGUGGACCAGCCUGCCGGGCACCCGGCAACAACUUCCAUCAUUCCAGAAAAAAAGCCACUUUAAAAGCAGCUGAAGUGACCUUAAAAGACCAGAGAUUUUAUUUUUUUAAAAGAGAAAUCAGUUUACCUGUUUUUAAAAAAUUAAAUCUAAAUCUUUUGUUCACCUUGGGGAGAUGGGGUGCUGGCCUCAGGCCCUUGGUGACAGUCAGCACAGCCUGCUCCCAGCCCCUCGCCUGUGCCUUCUGCAGCCUGUGGGCGGGCGCUCCCAAACCUCCACUUGGCUCUCUUGUGCCUUAAACCCGCUGCUCUGGCAGGGCCUUGUUGGGGUGUUAAGACGCGUAGGGGUUUGGGGGCCCAAGGACUCCACCUCCCGUGGGAUCAUGUGCCUGGUGUUGUGGGAGGCUGCAGGCGUCUGGCCGACACCCCUAAUCCUUUAAUCAAGUGUGUGAUUUCCCCCCUCCCCAGCCCCAAGGGCCUUCCUUGGUUGGGUGAGACCCCAGGGUGUGUCCCUGUGCUUCUUCAGCUCUGUUUCCACUGUAAUCUCUGUAUUAUGCUUUGAUGCAGCUGCAGACGUCGUGCCUAGCAAUAUUUCCAGUUGACCAAAUAUUCUAAUCUUUUUCAUUUAUAUGCAAAAGAAAUAGUUUUAAGUAACUUUUUAUAUAGCAAGAUGAUAAAAAUUGUAUGAGUGUAACCUAAUUUUUCUCCUUGUGCUAUGACCUUGUAUACUGUACUUUUAUUUUAUUCCUUGGCAGUAAGUUGCAGGGCAGGUUCUAGUUUCCAGGGCAGACACAGCGGGGCCGGCAAGGCGCCGGGGCGCGAAGCCCAGGCUCUGUCUGAGACCUCCAGAUGCCUUACACCCAGCUGUCCUCUAGUGAGGACAGGCGCUCUUAAACUUUCAGGGUUUCUUUUUUUCCUGAAAAUUUUGGACCAAAGUUUUGUUUCUGCUUCAUGUCUGCCUCUAUUGCUGGGACCCCAGGAGGUGGGGCAGCUGCCCUUCCGUCUUAGUGCCUCGUCCUGCAUCCGGGUCCAGGGGGCUCCCUGUGCAGACCUUGUGCUGGUCAGCUCCCCCCUUUGGGGCCUGGACCUCCAAUUUCCGUGUGGGGUGGAACAAGGGUGUAAAUAUUUAUAAUUUUUUAUACCUGUUGUAAGACGUGAGAGGCAGCAGCAAAUGCGGUUUUUUACGGUGACACAGAUGUAUAUUUUGAUAACAGCAAUUACAGGCCCAGUAUUGUACGGAGCAUGGCAGUCCACUGCCCACCGCCGGCUUGUAAUGCAGAGAGAACUGAAUUAAAGCAAUUUUAUAACAACUCCUA
Sus scrofa (pig) is the source of this 6040-nucleotide messenger RNA. The record is from RefSeq and is a predicted model, not a curated record. NCBI's taxonomy places the organism in Eukaryota, Metazoa, Chordata, Mammalia, Artiodactyla, Suidae.